AUGGAUCUGUUACCAACCAUUUAUACCCAUAGAUUAAUGUAUAGAAAUAAUAAUAAUCAUCAUCAUGAAAACACACUGAAGAUUCAAAUCAGAAUGAUGAAGAGAAUGGAUUAUUAAAAAAAUAUCAUUCUAUUGAAUAUGAUGAAUCAGCUCAACAUCUCCAUCAUCAUUUUCAUCAUCAUCAUCAUCAACAUCAUCUUCAUCAUGAACAUCAAUAUCCACAUCAGAUAAUUCAUUCACAACCAAAAUUAUUUCGUCAAUUAUCCGCUAUACCUAAUCCAAUUUAUCAUUAUUUACAUUUAUUUUAUAUAAAUCGGGUUGAAACAAGACGUAAUACAAUAGCGAAUACAUUGCAUGAAAUUGUACAAAUAGCUCAAGAGAUUUUACAUGAAGUUGAAUUACAAGAACCACGUUUUGUUAGUACAUUAAAAGUGAUUCAUACGAAUAAUAUAGAAAAGAAACAAGAUGAUAAUGAUGAUAAUAAUAAUAAUAAUAAUACUUCACCGGAUACUACUUCGAAUGUAAUCAAUAGUCUGAAUACAACGAAUACUACUACUACUACUAGUAGUAGUACUACUACUAGUGUUACAACGAAUCCCAUGAAUAGUAGUAAUAGUAAUAAUAAUUCACAAAAUGGAGUUUAUUAUGAUGGUUUACGUGUUCUAUCAUCAAAUCAUUUUGAGAUAACACUCUAUUUAAAUCAAAUGGGUGUAUUUAAUUUUAUGGAUGAUGGUAGUAUACCUGGUGGUGCUGUCUUAAAAUUAUCCGAUGGUCGUAAACGUUCAAUGUCAUUAUGGGUUGAAUUUAUUACAGCAUCGGGAUAUUUAUCAGCUAGAAAAAUACGUGCAAGAUUUCAUAGUUUAAUUGGACAAGCAAUACAAAAAUCAGCCUAUCGUCAUAUUGUACGUAUGUUAGGGCAUACAACUGAAGUGAAAUUAUGUAUACAUGAUAAGUAUAUAUUACAAAUUACUCCAGCAUUUCGUUGUAAUGGUUUAUGGCCUAGAUCAGCUAGUCAUUGGCCUAUCAAUCAUAAUGAAUUGAAUAUAGAAUUAACAAAUACUCCUUCUAAUAGAAUCAAAUGGCCAUCAAAUCAAUUAAUUAAUGAAGUAAAAUAUGAAGGAUUUUGUUUAUUAAGUCAAGAAUCCGUAUAUACAAAAGAUAAACAAGCAUCCGCUGAAGGAGAUGCAUGGUUAUUAGAUUUUUAUCAUGCAGAAGAACGUUUAUUAUUAAAUCAUACAAUACGUAGACAAUGUUUUAGUAUAUUAAAAACAUUAGCUGAUCGACAUUUAACUGGUGUUAAUAAUAAGGAGAUCAAUUUUAAAGAUCCCAAAUCAACCUCAUCAACCGCAUCAACAUCAUCGUCAACAAUGAACAUGAUGAAUUCAGUCAUUCAAGAAUAUGAUAUUAAAACACUUGUUUUACAUGAAUGUGAAAAACAUCCAAAUGAUGAUGAUUGGACACAAUAUACAUUAGGUGAUCGUAUUAAUAGUAUAUUAUUACAAUUAAUAUCAUGUUUACAACAUCGUCGAUGUCCACAUUAUUUUUUACCAAAUUUAGAUAUAUUUCGAGGAUAUUCUACAUUAGGAAUGGAUAUUACAGCAAAACAAGCAUGGAGAUUAUUAAGAGAAUUAAUAACAUGUCCACAAGCACUUGAAUAUCUUUAA
This is a messenger RNA of Schistosoma haematobium, 1664 nucleotides long. RefSeq lists its product as uncharacterized. Lineage: Eukaryota; Metazoa; Platyhelminthes; Trematoda; Strigeidida; Schistosomatidae. The record is from RefSeq and is a predicted model, not a curated record. The coding region runs from base 600 to 1664 and encodes 354 amino acids. The transcript has a single exon.